AUAAAACGCGGCGGCGCGGCGGGCAGCUCAGAGCGUGCGGCGAGACGGAGCUCUCCUCUUCAUCCUCAUCCUCCUCCUCCUCAGCCUCUGCCGCCGCCCCGGCAGCCGUGCAGCGGAGCAGGGCUCACUCACCCCAGCACCGCUCCGCUCCGCGCCCGCCCAGCCAGACCCAUCGACGGACUCGCGGCUCCGUGGCGGCCAUGGAGCACCGCGGCGCCUCCCCGCUCCUCCUCGCCCUCGCCCUCCUCAGCGCCCUCUGCUGGCGGGCGCGGGCGCUGCCCCCGCGGGGCGCCGCCUUCCCUGCCGUGCCGCGAUUGGGAAACAGAAUGCCAUUUGAUGGAGCCAGUGAACCUGACCAUGCCCGUGGGUCAUUAAAGUCAGAAUCAGAUAUUUUGCAGAAUACACUACCUGAAAAUGAGAAAUUCUAUUUUGAUCUGUCCAGAAUUAUUGAUAGCUCCCAGGACAGUCCUGUCAAACGCCACUCUGACGCUGUCUUCACUGACAACUACAGCCGCUUCCGAAAGCAGAUGGCUGUGAAGAAAUACUUAAACUCAGUUCUAACUGGAAAAAGAAGCCAGGAAGAACUAAACCCCGCUAAACUUCGAGAUGAAGCAGAACUCCUUGAACCAUCCUUUUCAGAAAACUACGAYUCUGUAGAUGAGCUGCUGAGCCACCUCCCACUGGACCUCUGAAGGACACCUGGUAAAGUCUAUGACAAGAACAAGCUAUUUUUGAGUUCCACAUAGUAUUUCAAAGAGAUGACUUUAGUCAUCAAACCAGAACAAAUAUGUUGUGAAGUGAAAGUUGUGAUAUAUUUGUUUCUUAUGUAAUAAAAGUUGAUAUUUACAUUGUAAAUAUUACUCUAGAGUUCUCUACUGAAAGCUGUACAUAUGGAUGCCAGUUUAACUCAUGAGAAGUCUGUGAGUUCAUAUGCUGUAAAUCCUUUACUUCAAUAAAUUCAUUUGAAAAUGAGUGUGCAGCUGAAAAGAGCCCAUCAUGACUAAUUAAUUGGCUUAUUUGAGGUGUGAUACAACUUCAGACAAACAUGUUUGACAAUAAGGAUACAUUUCCAGAUAGCCUCCUAAACAGCAUGUAAAAACAUGAGAAAAAAAAUGUGCAAAGUGUGUAAAACUGCUUUACAAAGAUGUAUGAAGGUUGUUGCCAAGUAAAAGAGAAUGCUUUUCUCGCAGUUUACUAAGCAAGUAGAAAAAAUUAAUAAAAAUUAAACAUUUUUUUUUUACCUCCAGAAGCAUCUUUCCCUCCUGUUCAAAUUUCUAAUAUUUCAAAACAUGCAAAUUAUCUUGAGACYGCAAAAGUCUCCUUUUCGGUUGUGUUUCAGAUGCUCUGGAGCUGACAAAAUGCUGAAAGAAUGCAAUCCCUUGACCUGUUUGAUGCCUAAAGUCAUCAGUCAUUCUACAUUUAAUUGUCUGUAACUUUGAUGAUGAAACUAUUGCUUAUAUAUAAAAUAGAUUUGAAGACAGUUUACUAUUUUUUCAGAAUGAAUGUAAUUUACAGAAUAUGAAGACAAUAAAUCAUUUUAUUAUCAUGGCAAGCUAUUACUGGUUUGAAUCAGUGCUACAGAUACGUGGAACAGUAGAGGUCCCAGUAAGUGCUGUCUCUACUAUAGUAAUAGGGGAAGAUAAUAUUUUUAACUGAUUUAUGCUUUAUUAUUUUAGAAAGACAAGUAAAGAAACCUCCAGAACCCCUUUCUGUAGCUUUCUGUUAUUGUAGAUGACUAUGGAACUGGAAAUUUGCAGCUGUUUGAUUCACAACACUGAUGUAGAAAGUAGAAAAACUUAUCAGACCUACUUACAAGCUCAAUUUGGAAUUUCAAGUAUAUUUAUAAAUCAUACAUAUGCACACAUAGACAGUGAUAAAACUGAUUUGCAAGUUUCACUUACAAGUUUACUGUUCUGAUUUAGAAAGAAACUUCUAACAUGAUAAAAAUCUGAGAUUUAUGGAGAAUAGUCCUCAUAAAUAUGUAGCCCUCUGAUUUGCAAUUUUUUUGAAUAUUGGCAACUGCAUGUCAAAAGAAAACCAGCUUUCACGGAUCAAAUGCUAAUAUUGCUAUUUCUAUCUAGCCUUGACAGAAUCUAUUUUAGCCUAAGCCAAUGAAUGGUUCACAAAAGUUAUAUUUUCACAAAAGACAUAAUUUUGAAGUCUUCUCUUGAAAAGUGGUUUUCCACCCCCAAAUCCUAUCAUAUUAAGAACAUCUGAAAGCAAAAACAUCUUUGUAAAUACUUGAAGGAUACUAACUGACUGAUGCUAUAGUACUUAAUUAGAAAUUUUCUUCAGUGUUGUUUGUACUAUGUUACUAUUUCUGUGGGAUGUAAACAUUAAAAAAUAAGUGAAAAAA
Messenger RNA from Malurus melanocephalus (red-backed fairy wren), 2356 nucleotides. It is a transcript of the gene VIP, whose product is annotated as vasoactive intestinal peptide. Gene Ontology annotation, cellular component: neuron projection; extracellular region; perikaryon. Gene Ontology annotation, biological process: negative regulation of smooth muscle cell proliferation; regulation of protein localization; phospholipase C-activating G protein-coupled receptor signaling pathway. The record is from RefSeq and is a predicted model, not a curated record. NCBI's taxonomy places the organism in Eukaryota, Metazoa, Chordata, Aves, Passeriformes, Maluridae. Gene Ontology annotation, molecular function: neuropeptide hormone activity; peptide hormone receptor binding. The transcript has 6 exons. Bases 201 to 692 code for a protein of 163 amino acids.